Molecule: messenger RNA, 1085 nt
Organism: Strongylocentrotus purpuratus (purple sea urchin)
Lineage: Eukaryota; Metazoa; Echinodermata; Echinoidea; Camarodonta; Strongylocentrotidae
Product: retinol dehydrogenase 8
Exons: 6
Coding region: 390-980 (196 amino acids)
Molecular function (GO): oxidoreductase activity
Source: RefSeq, a predicted model, not a curated record
UCCACCCUGCACCACACCACACCUCCCCAUAUCAAACCUUCAUUGUGACCUCACCUUCCUACAGACUAGACGUAUAGCUUGGUAUAUCACACAUCAUCGUCAGACAUGGCUCCCCUCAUCACCCUGAUCACUGGAUGCUCCACGGGCAUCGGUCUUACCACAGCCGUCAAGAUGGCCAAAGACGCGAAGAAAUACAUUGUAUACGCCACCAUGAGGAAUCUGGCUAAGAAAGGAGACCUUGAGCAGGCUGCAGGCAGCGCCCUCAACGAUACCCUAUUUGUUCGGCAGUUAGAUAUCACUGAAGAGGAGUCGAUUGUGGCUAUUGUUAAACAAAUAAAAGAAAACACGGCAAGAUCGAUAUUUUGGUAAACAACGCAGCGUUUGGAUGGAUGGGUCCUUUGGAAGAGAUGACAAUGACUCAUAUGAGAAAUAUGUCUGAAACCAACAUCGUAGGAACAUUUCGGAUGACCCAGGAAGUACUUCCUCCCAUGAAACAACAGAAGUCAGGUCGUAUAGUUAGUAUCAGCAGUCUGGCCGGCAUUAAUGGGUUUCCAUUUAGUGCCGUUUACAGCGCAUCAAAGUUUGCUCUUGAAGGAUUCACUGAAUCUCUCCAUCCUGAAUUGAAAUGUUUCAACAUCAAAAUCAGUACGGUCUGCCCUGGUCCAGUUAUAACCAGUUUCAAAGAUAACAUGAGCGCUAACCAAGAUCCGGAAGCUAAAUCAUCUGAUGCAGAAAACCCUACAAAGAAGUUGUUCACAGGCGCAAUAGCAGCAAUGAUGCCACACAUGAAGUCAGCGGCUCAAACAAGUGACGAGAUUGCUGACGUCAUAAUCGACUGUAUCAAAGCUGAAGAUCCUGCCCUUCGUUAUGGAACGAAUGAGGGAACCAGUAAGCGCGUGACAGAUCGCUUUGGUGGGGGUAUCGGAGAUGCCGCAGCUCAGAAUUGGUAUAAAAUGUUGGAACCAGCUUCAAAGAUUUGAAGAAAUAUACGCCUUAUCUCUUUCUAAACACCAAGAGUGAUUUCACAUCUGCCCUUUCUUUAUCUGGCUCUCUUUAUUUCUUCUCCUCCUCCUCCUUCUUGUUCU